AAGCCUUCGAGAUGCUCGAUGAGCCUCCGGCCGUGUGAGAGAGACCUGCGUGCCGCACGGAGCUCCGUCCCUUUCUGGACGAGGAAGGGCCGCUAAUUCCCUCGGCCCGGAGAUUUGGCGGCACGCGCUGCUGGUGACUCCACAGUCUCAAGAACGCCCAACGUGUGCCAUCGGGCUCCCACUCGGGAGUACAAGUACUCACUCAGUCGCCAGGGCCUCAUUUGCGCGGCUGGUUGUGCCAGAGCUUUCUGUCUCGCGGCGUUGCAGUCGUGGUCGGAUUUGCGCCUGCGGCCGAGGAGUUCGUGGCGAUGUCGGGCUACAUCAGCGGUUUGGGUGCGUCAAUCCAGCAAUCCAAGUAUGGCAGCAUUGAGGUCGACGAUCUCAAGAAGCCGAAGCUGGAGAAGGAAGUCGGGUUCUUCACCAGGGCCGCCUCUUUGUUUGUCGAUGCCAUAGAGAAGGCCGCAGUGUGGGCAUUGUGCGACCCGAAAGCUCCACCCAAUUACUAUCUCAGCGGCAAUUAUGGGCCUGUUGAUGAAUUCGGGCCAGCCCAGGCGAUUCUUGUCAAGGGCACCCUUCCUGAGUGUCUUUCUGGAGAAUUUGUACGUGUGGGGCCGAACCCGAAGCUCAAGCCUGUGGCGAACUAUCACUGGUUUGAUGGAGACGGAAUGAUUCAUGGGUUAAGAAUCAAGGAUGGAAAAGCCACUUAUGUCUGUCGUUACGUGCGGACUGCAAAAUUGGCCCAAGAGGAGUACUGGGGUGCCUCGAAAUUUAUGAAGAUAGGGGACCUCCAAGGCAAAGCAGGUCUGAUAUGGGCAAAUAUCUUUAAACUGAGAGUGAAGCUUGGUGUGUUGGACACCAGCAACGGAAUGGCUACUGCCAACACAGCGAUGGUAUAUCAUGACGGACGUCUUCUUUCAUUGAGCGAGGGAGACAAGCCUUAUGCUGUCCGGGUUCUUGAAGAUGGCGACCUUGAGACAAUCGGCCGUCUUGAUUAUGAGAAGAAGUUAAAUCACAACUUCACCGCGCAUCCUAAAAUUGACCCAGAUACAGGCGAAAUGUUCUGUUUUGGGUACAGUACCAUUGCUCAUCCGUAUGCAACUUACAGGGUUGUAUCCAAGGAUGGCGUUAUGAGCGAUCCAGUCCCUCUUACUCUUUCUGGACCAGUUAUGAUGCACGACAUGGCCCUCACUGAGAAUUAUGCCAUCUUUUUGGAUUGCCCUCUUUACUUCAAUCCUAAAGAUAUGGUGAUGAAGAACCAGUGCAUAUUUUCUUUCGAUGAUACAAAACCGUCACGUUUUGGUGUAUUACCCAGAUAUGCCAAAAAUGAAUCUCAGAUGAUCUGGUUUGAAGUCACUACUUGUGUCAUCUUCCACAAUGCUAACGCAUGGGAGGAAGGCGAUGAAGUGGUUCUUGUUACCUGUCGUAUCCCAAGCAUCGACCUGGGAGCAAUUGCAGUAUACGACGAAGUAAAAGUGAAGAAAUUUGUUAACGACUUGUGGGAGUAUCGAUUUAACAUGAAGACUGGAAAGGCUGUAGAAAGAAAAUUGGGGGAGUUCCAGUCUGAUUUUCCAAGAAUCAACGAGGAGUACGUCGGCAGGAAAAAUCGCUUUGUCUACGCCGCUGUCUUUGAGGAUGCGACUCACAUCAAUGCUGUUGCCAAGUAUGACUUAACACUUGAACCUGAGCUGGGGAAAGACCAGUUAGAGGUCGGUGGCAACGUGGCCGGUGUUUUCAGGCAUGGGAAUCGUCGCUAUGGAUCCGAGUCCGUGUUUGUGCCCAAGAAUCCUGGCAGAGAAGGAGAAGAAGAUGAUGGAUAUCUCAUGUGUUUCGUGCAUGACGAAAAUACAUCGAUAUCUGAAGUAGUCGUAAUCGAUGCUAAAACGAUGUCCCCUGAACCCGUCGCUGUGGUCCAACUACCCACUAGAGUUCCUUUCGGCUUUCAUGCCAUGCACAUGACGGAGGAACAAGUCCGAAAUCAGAAGGUCUAAAGGCGACCAGUAAGUACUCCUCGGACUCCACGUUUCAAACUUUCCUGUAGAUAGUACAGUUGGAAUCCACCUAUAGAGGAGGCCUUCCCACAAAAGAAUCUGUACAUGGGGUAUGCCAGCAAUGGAGAUGCCAUUUUUGUUGGUGACUUGUAGCACAUAUAAGUGUAUAUGGCGCAGAAGGUUUCCACCCCCAAGGUUACCUCAGCGGUGAAGAUGAUUGGAGAUAUCGAGUUAGUCAAUAGUCAAUAGUCAAUAGCAUUAGAUACAAAGUUUGCAGACGGUUAGACUGCACUGUAUAUCAAAAUGUUUCCUGUUUUUAUCCGAAGAGGUAUUUAUCGAGUCUGAAGAAAUAGUUGUCGUCUGUCCGGCAUAAACGAACUGUCGAUUGGCCCCAGUCAGCCGCUUUUGGUAUAUUCUUCAAGUAAAUACUGUGCGCGUGUGCAUGCC
Messenger RNA from Marchantia polymorpha subsp. ruderalis, 2435 nucleotides. The record is from the annotation of a GenBank genome assembly. NCBI's taxonomy places the organism in Eukaryota, Viridiplantae, Streptophyta, Marchantiopsida, Marchantiales, Marchantiaceae.